Messenger RNA from Baudoinia panamericana UAMH 10762, 1800 nucleotides. RefSeq lists its product as uncharacterized. Bases 280 to 1311 code for a protein of 343 amino acids. The record is from RefSeq and is a predicted model, not a curated record. Gene Ontology annotation, molecular function: L-ornithine transmembrane transporter activity. Lineage: Eukaryota; Fungi; Ascomycota; Dothideomycetes; Mycosphaerellales; Teratosphaeriaceae. The transcript has a single exon. Gene Ontology annotation, biological process: mitochondrial L-ornithine transmembrane transport.
CGGACGCUAUACGCGUAGCUCUGCUGGCACCAUAUCUUGGCCAGCUGCGCCCUAUAAAUGUGUCCUGUGCGGCCGGAAAUCGAUGUGCUGUUGAGUCAACAGCCUGCCAUGCUACCACGAUAGCAUUCACCUCGACCUUUCACAGCGCUCUGAACGGCGAAUGUGAAAGAGCACGAGGCUCGCCUCUUCAAUUUGUCACCCAUGAGAACAAGAACGAUUCUCCUUUGAGAUACCUCACGAACGUGGACCGCAAUCGAACAAGUCGCUACAGGAGCACUCAUGGAUACCCAGCCCGCAGCGUUCGGCAAUGACGCCACCUUGACCGACUCAGCACCGGCGACUGUGACUAACGCGACGAAAAGUCAUACAAACGAAGCACUUCACGAUAUAGCGUUCGGCAGCAUCGCGGGCCUCGUGGGCAAGAUCGUCGAGUACCCGUUCGACACGGUCAAAGUCCGCCUCCAGUCGCAACCGGACCACCUGCCGUUGCGAUAUAGCGGUCCGUUGGACUGUUUUAAGCAAAGCAUCCGACAAGACGGCUUUCGUGGACUGUAUCGUGGAGUCAGUGCUCCGCUUGCUGGCGCUGCGGCGGAGACGGCGUGCUUGUUUUGGAGUUAUAGUCUUGCCAAAGACCUUCUGCAGACAACGAGUCUCUUCAAGCGUACCACGAGCGGAGGCGAAGACUUGCCGUUAGCAGGACUCAUCACCGCUGGUGCUAUGUCAGGAGGCAUCACUUCGUUCCUGUUGACGCCCAUCGAGCUGGUCAAAUGUCGGAUGCAGGUGCCUCUACAGUCCCCUGUGGAUCCCACCUUGCACGCCGGGAUUCCACUCUCCUCCAAGUCGCUGUCUCCUUUCGCCGUAAUACGCGACGUCUUCCGCCGAGAAGGCAUCAGCGGGUUCUGGCGCGGACAGCUAGGAACCUUUCUCCGCGAGACGGGAGGCACAGCCGCGUGGUUCGGAGGCUGGGAAGCGAGCUCACUCUACCUCAAGUCCCGCAUCGCCCAACGUACAAGCACCGCCGUGGCAGAUGUGCAGCUACCGCUCUCGCAGCAAAUGCUCGCUGGAGCUAUAGCAGGCAUGGCGUACAACUUCCUGUUCUAUCCGGCGGAUACUAUCAAGUCUAAGAUACAAACUGGAGAACUGUCUCAGCAUGGCGCGCGGCAAACGUUCCUGUCGGUCGGCAAGGCUUUGUGGCGCACGCAUGGGUUCAGAGGGCUGUAUCGUGGGUGCGGCAUCACGGUGGCCAGGAGCGCGCCUUCUUCGGCGUUGAUCUUCACUAUCGUUGAGAGGUUGAAGCAGGCGUUUGGAUGAUGAAAUGACCGCCUAACGAUACCAAAGUCGCUGAACGGUGGCUUGCAGCAGAGGUGCUCAACAUGCAUAGCAUUGGGGAAUGACAUUUGACGGACGCAUAGCGAUGGUGUUGACAGAGGCCGGGUUGCCUACAUUGCGGCAUGGCAAGCGCAUGUGGAGCCAUUGGGGUGUGCAUGGGAGGAAGCGUUAAUGGCAAGGUCGGGCAAGAUCUAGACGGUGAAGGUCAGGUAUCCUCCCGGCCAACCGCUUGAACUGUACGCUACCUUCAAGCACCGAGCCGGUUUCCCAUACAUUACCCGGUUCGCCAACAAUGUCAAGCUCGUUUGUAAACUCGACAACCGAUAUGUAGCGGGGUGACCGGCGGAGAAAACGGGGUGGCCGGCGGGUGUGCUGAGAGAGGGUAGCGGUAAAGGAGCGAUGACUGGGAUGACGGAUGGUUUGCUCCUGAUAAAUUACCUCGCUCCUUGCGUUUAUGCCGUACAUGUUGCC